CAGCGAUCGCCAGAAGAUGCGAUCAGUUGUUGUGCAGACGAGCAGCUGACCAGAUCGAAAUGAGGCCUUACCAAGUUGUUUGCAUUGCAGUGGCAGCUUUGCUUCUUUUGGAGGCGACACCCGCGGAUGCGAAGCGUCGCAAGCACAAGGGUUCCGAUCAUCAUCAUCACGAAAAGUCCGAUCAGAAUAAGACCAAGACGAAGACCAAGUGGUCCACCUCCACGGAUCUGGCUGGUAGCACUCAGGUGUCCACCGAGGAGCACGGUUACUAUGUGAAGCGCACCUAUGCGGCGCCAGGAGAAGCUGGCGAUGCCCAGAAGCGUUUGAGUCCGCCGUAUUUGGCCAUUCCCAUUGCCUGGUUCAGUUGUGAGUCGGGUCAGAAGGAUUGCCAGUCCUCCAAUUCGGCGGCCAUCAACAGUGCCGCUCAGUCCUUGAGCGAGGGCUAUUUGUGCGACGACGAUUGCGAUGAGCUCUAUGAACCCAUUUGCGGCAGGACCUCCUCCGAGGUGGCCGUCUUCUACAACAAGUGCAAGUUGGGUGUGGCCAAGUGCCGAUCGCAUGGUCUUUGGUCGGACUUUGCCUACGCCGAUUGCCAGGCGAAAUAUCCCCAGGAGACUGCCUAUGCCGAGAAGAAGUUCCGCUCAUCUCCUUACUUCCGGGAUGCAGCCAUCGUGGAGCAACUGAAAUUAGAAGAGGAGAAACGGAAGCAGGAGGAGGAGCUGCGCAAGCAGGAGGAGGAGAAGCACAAGCUGGAGAAGGAGCAGAAGAAGAAGGAGAAGGCUGACAAGAAGAAGAAGGACAAGGAUAGCAGCGAGAGCAGCGAGGAGAAGGAGGACCAAAAGGAAAAGGACGAGGAGGAGCCACUGACCCUCGCUCUCCAGAAACCCGCGGAGGCUCCUUUGAUUCCAAUGCCAGUUGCUGUUCAAGUGGCCAUUCCUAAACCUGUUCCAGUUGUGCAGCCUGCGCAGACGACCGAGGACAUUGCUCUGCCUCCCAUGCCCUUGAAGGACGCUCCCACUCCCAAACCCCUGGAGAUCGCCCCCCUGAAGGAGCAGAACCAACCCAAAAGCCAGGACAACGAUAGACUAAAGUACAAUGUAGCCUAAGCUGGGGAUAGCUUGAUUAAUCUCAUCUAAUAAGAACUAUUUAUUUAAUUUAUUAUCUCUAAA
Messenger RNA from Drosophila takahashii, 1169 nucleotides. It is a transcript of the gene ImpL1, whose product is annotated as Ecdysone-inducible gene L1. The record is from RefSeq and is a predicted model, not a curated record. Gene Ontology annotation, molecular function: protein binding. NCBI's taxonomy places the organism in Eukaryota, Metazoa, Arthropoda, Insecta, Diptera, Drosophilidae.